Oncorhynchus gorbuscha (pink salmon) is the source of this 2494-nucleotide messenger RNA. Its product is annotated as protein Dok-7-like. NCBI's taxonomy places the organism in Eukaryota, Metazoa, Chordata, Actinopteri, Salmoniformes, Salmonidae. The record is from RefSeq and is a predicted model, not a curated record. The transcript is spliced from 8 exons. Gene Ontology annotation, molecular function: protein kinase binding. The annotation marks the transcript as partial. Gene Ontology annotation, biological process: positive regulation of protein tyrosine kinase activity; neuromuscular junction development.
ACUGCCUCUCUCUCCUGGUCUACCGGGAUAAGUCCGAUAAGGUCAGGGGUCGUCGUGAGCGGCUGCAGAUGACCUUGGAGGGGAUCUGUGGAGUGGAGCCGGGGUUAGGGUAUGACGGGGUGGCCUACACCCUCACCAUCCUCUGUCUGGGACACACAGUGGGACUGGGCUUCGACAGCAGAGAGGGGCUGACGGCCUGGGACGCUAGGCUGAGAUACAGCCUGGGAGAAGUCCACAGGUUCAGUGUAGGUGUUCAGCCAGGAACUAAGCUAGAGAGUGGUCCCGCCUCCCUGCACCUGUGCAACAACCUACUGGUCCUCACUAGGGACCUCCCCCCGGCCGUGAUUGGCCAGUGGAAGCUGUCAGACCUGCGUCGCUAUGGCGACGUGCCCAACGGCUUUGUGUUUGAGGGCGGCACUAGAUGUGGAUACUGGGCUGGUGUGUUCUUCCUGUCCUGUUCAGAAGGAGAGCAGAUCAGUUUCCUGUUUGACUGUAUAGUCAGAGGCAUCUCUCCUAGUAGAACACCUCAUGGCCUCAGACCUAACCUACCAGAUCCCAGUGCUAGCCGGUCCUCCUCAGAGGAGAGGAUCAACCAUGAAACAUCGGAUCUAGAGAGAAGACUCAGCAUGCUGUCUCACAGCAGUAGACAGAGCAGUACAGCCUCCACCUCCAGUUACAGCACCUCCAUUGCCGGGGACGACCGCAGCAGUAUCUCUUCCUCUUCCUCCAGCCAAUCAGACGCCAGUUACGGAAGCCACUUCCCUUUAUGGCCAGGGCCAAAACGCCCCACUUCCUCAACCGAGACCCUGUCGGCCCCUCCCACUGCGAGGUCCUCGACCAAUCUGGACGAGGAUCUCUAUAACGCUGUCAUGAACCGCACUCCUUUCAAACCGCCUUCCCACCUUCACAGUCUCCACGACAGCGGGCGCCAAAGCUCGUUGGACAGCGGGAUAGGCGUCGCCACGGCCAGCAGCCAAUCGUCUUACUCUGGGAGCUUCUCUUCCUGUACGGGCAGCCUGGACACAGCCAGUCAAGGAGGAGGGGAGGAGUUUGGGUCUGUCCUUAGUCUACCUCCCCCUCUUCUCUCUCUGCCUCCUCUUUCUCUAUCUCCCCCUCCUCCCUCUCUACCUCCUCCUCCUCCACCCAGUCUACCUCCUCCACCUCCUCCUCUGUCCUUAAGGACCCCUGAGCCCGGCCCUCUCUCCCCCCCUACUCCCGGCUCCUACCUCACGCCUUGCUCCUCCUCCUCCUCCAGGACUAGUGGUUGUAGCUCUGGCGCCCCCUGGUGUCAGAGUGAGGAGUACCAGGCACCCAGCCUUCUCAGACUACAGUAUGACAGCCCCAGGAACCUCCUGCACACCCUGGCCUUCAAGGAUCCUCCACCCCAGGGAGGAGCACCCGAACUGGGCAGGGACAGGCGGCUCGGUGGGGAAGGACAGAUCCAGGGGCAUGAGUGUCCUUCCCUUCCUUCCACACCCACUGAGGCCUCUCCCCAGUGGGUAGAGACCCUGAGGCAGGCCCCCGUAGAAAGGCACCUGAGCAGUGAGAGAGCGCCCCCUGUGGACAGUGGUGAUCGGUGCAGCAUCAUGUCCGCUCGGCUCACACCCAGACCUCUGCUGUUACCUGGCUGUCCAGUGUGUGGAGGAACCCAGAGUCAUCAUCCCUGUGUAGAUCACAACUACAUUACCCAUGAGCAAUGGUUCUCAGCUAGAAAGAGACAUGUUACGCAGACAAACAGCCCUUCACAUUCAGGGCUUUCCCCAACACCAGUAGGGGGCUCCACCACAUACGCCCACAUAGACAUCACAGCCUCAGAGACAGCUCAGAGAGUAGCAGCAGAACACGCCCAGGGGAGAGAGGACAGGCUGAUGGAGCUGGAGGAGAACACGCCCAGGGGAGAGAGGACAGGCUGAUGGAGCUGGAGGAGAACACGCCCAGGGGAGAGAGGACAGGCUGAUGGAGCUGGAGGAGAACACGCCCAGGGGAGAGAGGACAGGCUGAUGGAGCUGGAGGAGAACACGCCCAGGGGAGAGAGGACAGGCUGAUGGAGCUGGAGGAGAACACGCCCAGGGGAGAGAGGACAGGCUGAUGGAGCUGGAGGAGAACACACCAAGGGGAGAGAGGACAGAAAGGAGAGGCACCCUGCAGUCUCUCUCUUUCUCUCUCCCUGUCUCACACACACACACACACACACACACACACACACACACACACACACACACACACACACACACACACACACACACACACACACACACACACACACACACACACACACACACACACACCUGAAAUGAUUUGAGUGUUUUCUUGUAAAUAGUAACUGCUUUGUUUGCCAAGAGAUUAUUUAUUAACUUGUUUUAUAUUUAGCCACCCUCUGCCUUGAUGACAGCUUUGCAAACUCUUGGCAUUCUCUCAACCAGCUUCACCUGGAAUGCUUUUCCAACAGUCUUGAAGGAGUUCCCACAUAUGCUGCGCACUUGUUGGCUGCUUU